GCAGCUUCAGUAGCCUCCCGGUCGUCAGCGGCUGCGGACGUGUCCCUCCGCAUUAAGCACCACAUCGGCAAAGUUUGAAACUUUACGUGAUUAGUUCGUUGAUGUUACAUGGUUCCUCACUACAUGGAUUAUUGGAAUGUGUUUAACAUACAGUAUAUAAACAAGAUGAAGAGGCUUGGAUUUCCUAAAAGCUGGUGACUUUCUAAUGCCACCAUGACCGGAAGACGCGGACCCUUCAGGAGUUUCGCUAUCAGCAUCAUUCAAAUUAUCACCAUCAUAUGUCAAGUGUUGACUGAAGAGCCACGUUUUGCGGAACCCAUACCUAACGUGACGGUAGCGCUUGGAAGAGAUGCCAGCUUACCUUGCGUGGUUGAACACCUCGGCACCUACAAGGUGGCAUGGAUUCACAUCGAUCGUCAAAUGAUCCUGACCAUCCACCGUCACGUGAUCACCCGCCUCGCCAGAUUCAGCGUCUCACACGACAACGCCAUGACCUGGUUGCUCCACGUCAGCCAAGUACAGCAAGAAGACCGAGGGUAUUACAUGUGCCAAGUGAAUACGAAUCCAAUGAUCAGUCAAGUUGGAUACUUACAAGUUGUUGUACCCCCGAAUAUAUUAGAUGAAGAAAGCACACAGUCAGCAGUGGCAGUUAGAGAAAACCAGAAUAUUAGCCUUAUUUGUAAGGCAGAUGGCUUCCCGACACCGAAAAUUAUGUGGCGAAGAGAAGAUGGCCAGCCUAUAUCCGUUGACAGGAGAAAGAAAGUAACAGUCUACGAAGGAGACACGCUAAGUCUACAACGCAUCAGUCGCACAGAGAUGGGAGCGUACCUCUGCAUCGCAACCAACGCGGUGCCACCCUCCGUCUCCAAGAGGAUCAUUGUGGAUGUUGAAUUUUCUCCCAUGAUAUGGGUACCCAACCAGCUAGUCGGCGCGCCUGCCGGCACUGACGUUACCGUGGAUUGCCAUACAGAAGCUCAUCCACGAGCGAUCUCAUAUUGGGUAUACGAUAGUGUUAUGGUUCUACCAACCAAGAAAUACGCCAUCAACACAGAGGAAAACUCAUACAGGGCCCACAUGAAGCUGACUGUCAGAAAUCUCCAAAAUGGCGACUUUGGCAAUUACAGAUGCAUUUCCAAAAAUUCUCUCGGAGAAACCGAAGGGUCUAUCAGAUUGUAUGAAAUCCCGAUGCCUUCGACGUCGCCUAAAGCUACAGAAAUGAAGAGCAACGCCAAUAAAGAAAUCGUGCGUCGCAUGAACGUGACGCGUGCGGGUUCUCACGAGUCGGUGACCGAGCGCCCAAGUGUGGUGCGCGCUCAGCUUGACCGAGCACCGGACCGCGGGCAUGUCUACCGCGCGCCACAUCCUCACCAGGCAUCAGGUACCCGGAGUCUGCUAUGUUGGCGUCAAUCUUUCUUGGCUGUAAUGAUACUGGCUAAUAUGGACAUCAUUUCCGAAUUCUUAAUGUUAUGUUUUUAAUAGACCAAUAUUAUAUUGUUCUCAAUUUUCGUUUUCAAAUUGUCGGUUUAUAUACAAAGAUUGUAAAAUAUAACAUAGACCUACCAUAUCAAUACUUAUUUUUAAAAAGUAAAUAAGAUAACAUAUCAAUACUUGCGUCAUAUCCAUUAUUAAGUUGAGUGAGAUUGUAUACAUACAUAUAUUUACUAACAAAUUUUGCUUAAAAUGUUUGUAUAAUUAAGUGAAUUUCAGUUCUUCCCAACGACAUCCGCUUUCUUUACACUAGGCUAAGUUUUCUGUUGUUUAUGUUUUGUUACCGCUACUAAUUAUGGAUUCUGACUCAUCCUGUGACUUAUGUGAAUAUGUACGCGUAUUUUGGAACUCACCAUCACAGUUACCAUAUCAUCACAUCUAGAAUAGAAUUUAUAUUGUCCAAAAUAUGGUCUCAUGCUUCGCGUCGAAUCGUUCCAAUGUGCCAAAACAUCACCAGUUGUGUAUAUCAUUUAUUUCUUAGGGUCAGUGCACACCUAACAAUAAAUUCAAAUUUCAGAGUUACUUAUGUUGAUAUGAUGUUGGUUAAUGUGCGCUUACCUUUAGUGUAUACCGGCUUGCUCCUCACGCUUAAAUAUUGUAAAUAUUAAUACUGCACAUAAGUAAACAUUAAACGGUUGGUAAAAAUUGUUAACCAAUAAUAGAUUAUGUACUUGAAUGUAUAAUAUUAUCUCCUGAUAUAAGAAAUAUAAUUAAACCUUUAUUGUACUGUCGUACAAUUUUGAUGUAAAUAAUGUUAUUAAAAUAAACUAGUAUAUGAUAAUUGAAAAA
Danaus plexippus (monarch butterfly) is the source of this 2277-nucleotide messenger RNA. RefSeq names its product lachesin-like. The record is from RefSeq and is a predicted model, not a curated record. Lineage: Eukaryota; Metazoa; Arthropoda; Insecta; Lepidoptera; Nymphalidae. The transcript is spliced from 11 exons. The coding region runs from base 214 to 1476 and encodes 420 amino acids. Gene Ontology annotation, cellular component: neuron projection.